Pezoporus occidentalis (night parrot) is the source of this 9639-nucleotide messenger RNA. RefSeq names its product immunoglobulin like and fibronectin type III domain containing 1 (gene IGFN1). NCBI's taxonomy places the organism in Eukaryota, Metazoa, Chordata, Aves, Psittaciformes, Psittacidae. The record is from RefSeq and is a predicted model, not a curated record. The transcript is spliced from 26 exons. The coding region runs from base 307 to 8478 and encodes 2723 amino acids. Gene Ontology annotation, molecular function: protein binding.
GGAUCCCAGGGACUGAUCCCACAGCCGAACGCAGGCUGCAGGAAGGACUCGGGUGAGCUGUGGCUUUGCCAGCGCCAAGGGAACGCAAGGAGCUCUGCUGUGGCACCCGCAGAUCGCUAAUAUCUGUGUCCAAGAGACCUAUUGAACAGCUAUGAAGAGCUCUGUGGCCUGAGCCAACAGAAGAAGCCACCGUGGUCCUGGGAGAUGCAAUAUUGACUUCGAGCAGGAUCAUCUCAGAAGUUCAACCUGUAAAGCAGAGAACCCGUAGCCUGUUUGUGCUGACCAGGGGCAGCUGAACAAAGCAUCAUGACAAGCCAUCAGGAAGUAAAACCCCUCAAGAAAUCUUUGGUUCCGGGUGUUCUCAUCACCCAGUUUGUGGAUGAGGUUCCAGAGGGAUGCAGUACACCUGACUUUGAGCGGAAACCUGUCUCUCUGACGUUGGAGGAAGGUAAAAAUGCCAUCUUCAGAGCUGUGGUCAGAGGUGUCCCAACCCCUGACGUGAAAUGGACGCGUACACAAGGCAGAAUGGAUGACCCUGCCAAAUAUGAAACAUUCUUCAAUAGCGUUACAAAUGAAUUCGUUCUGCAGGUAAACAAGCUCACUGCAAAAGACAGUGAUUUGUAUCGUUGCUUUGCUGUGAAUGAAUAUGGGGAAGCUUCAUGCUCUGCUGGCCUCAGGAUCAUACAAGUUGGCUUUAAGAGGAAAGCCAAAUACGUCCCUGUUCAUGCUGCUGAUGAGUUAAAGAGGACGCUUGAGGACUCCAGGAAGCGGCUGAGGAAGCGGGCCCCAGCACCAAAACCCAAACCCUUGGAUAAAGAAGAAGUUUGGCAAUUGCUGCUGCAUGCAGAUAAGAGAGAUUAUGAGAAAAUCUGUAUCAAAUAUGGAAUUGUUGACUUCCGUGGGAUGCUGAAAAAGCUGCAGGAGCUGAGGAAGGACGCAGAGAGUGAACAAGGAGAGCUAAUACACAGUAUCAAAAACUUCAAACACAUCAAAGUCACCAAGGAUGGAAAAGCUACAUUCAGCCUGGAGAUGGACCUGAAAAGUAGAAAAAGCAAAGUCUAUCUGCUUAAGGAUGGUGAAAGGCUCAGGUAUGAAACGAGUAAUGAAUAUGGGAAGCACUGCCUGAGGCAAAUUGGGAAAAAGUACAUAUUCAUUGUCAACGAUGUGCAGCAGGAAGAUGCAGGAUUGUAUCAAGUCCGAGUGGAGGAUGUGCCUGUUUUCUCAACUGAACUGGACCCUGACUCCAUCCCUGUGGGAUUUGAGCAGCCACUCAGCAAUAUGAAUUGCCCUGAGAAUGAAGAUGCCAUCUUCAAGUGUGUCCUACGCACCCCUUGCCAUGAUGCUGUGUGGUUGCACAAAACCAACGUCCUGGAGGCAAGUGAGAAGCACCAGAUCUCUGUAAGUCCUGAUGGGCUGACCCACCAGCUGACUAUCAAAAACGCUGUGCCCUCUGACAACGGCAUGUACACCAUCGACACUGGACUUUCCUGCUCAAAUGCCUGGCUUAUUGUAGGGCAUGCCAAAGGAAAGGGGAGACCAGGUGAAGCAGAAGAAAGCUCUGAGUGGCUGGAAGAGACAUUGCCAAAGAGAGACUGGGCAAAGAAACUUCGACAGGGAGAAUCUAUUGGUGAUGGAGAUCAUCUCAUGGACACUGAGGAGGAAAAAGAUGGCUGGUACAGAAAUGGUCAAGGAGGAAGCCAAGGCCACUCUGUUGAUGCUAAUGGAAGCCAUAGAUUUUUGGGAAAGGCUGGGCUACGCAGAGCCAACAGAAAUGAAAGUAUGGGGGGUGGGCAGUUUUCUGAAGCAGAUCUAGAUGGAGACACCAUGGCAAGUGAUGGGAGUAUUUUGGGAUGGAAAGGCUUUGGAGGCAAAAGUGGAUUAAGGCCUUUCCAAGGCAAGGAUUCUAUGGCAGGCAGAGAAGAUACUGGUGAUGAAUCGAGAGCAGUAGGUGAAUGGAAUUCUGUGGAUGGCAGAGGUGGUGUUAUCCUACGUAGUGCUAAAGUUGGCAUGGCUGAUGGAGAAGGUGUGGGCUUUCAGCAUGACAAGGAUGGUAAAUUAGGUGAUAGUAGUUACAGAGCUGGCUUUGGGGGUGUUGGGAGAUCAGGUGCUGCUGGUGGAAGUUCUGAGGUAGAUGGACUUGAUCCUGAUUCAACCGGAGUGGGAAAUGGAAUGAGGUCCCCCUAUGGCAAGGAUGGUCUGCCAGCUGUGGUUGAUAGGGAUGGAGCAAGCAUAAACACAGAAGGACAAAUAGGGAUCCCGUAUGGUGAAGAUGGCCUGGCACUUCAUGCUAGAGGUCACUUAGGUCAGACAGGAAGGUCUGGCUUGCUGUAUGGUCCAGGUGGAACUCCAGUUGGAGAUAAGGCUACAUCUGGUGCAGGUGGCAGUUCUAUAGGGGAAAUGGAGGCUUUGUAUGGUCCAGAUGGUUGGCCACUUAGACAAGGUGCUGCUGUAGCUGGUGCAGGAGGAGCUGGAUCUAAAUAUGGAAAGGAUGGUCUCCCAGUUGGACCGGGAUUCGGUGAUGCUGGUAUACCUGGUGCAACUGGUGCAGGAGGAGUUGGGUCUCCAUAUGGAAAGGAUGGUCUCCCAGUUGGAGCUGGCAUAGGUGGUGCAGGGAGAGUUGGAUCUCCAUAUGGAAAGGAUGGUCUCCCAGUUGGAGCUGGCAUAGCUGGUGCAGGGGGAGUUGGAUCUCCAUACGGAAAGGAUGGUCUCCCAGUUGGAACUGGCCUUAGUGGUGCUGGUGUACCUGGUGCAGGGGGAGUUGGGUCUCCAUAUGGAAAGGAUGGUCUCCCAGUUGGAGCUGGCCUUAGUGGUGCUGGUGUAGGUGGUGCAGGAGGAGUUGGAUCUCCAUAUGGGAACGAUGGUUUCCCAGUUGGAGCUGGCCUUAGUGGUGCUGGUGUAGCUGGUGCAGGGGGAGUUGGAUCUCCAUAUGGGAAGGAUGGUCUCCCAGUUGGAGCUGGAUUUGGUGGUGCUGGUGCGGGUGGUGGAGAAGGACCUGGGUCUCCCUAUGGAAGGGAUGGUCUCCCAGUUGGAGCUGCCAUAGGUGCUGCUGGUGUAGGUGGUGCAGGGGGAGUUGGGUCACCAUAUGGAAAGGAUGGUCUCCCAGUUGGAGCUGGCCUUGGUGGUGCUGGUGUAGGUGGUGCAGGGGGAGUUGGGUCUCCAUAUGGGAAGGAUGGUCUCCCAGUUGGAGCUGGAUUUGGUGGUGCUGGUGUAGCUGGUGCAGGAGGAGUUGGAUCUCCAUAUGGGAAGGAUGGUCUCCCAGUUGGAGCUGGGUUUGGUGGUGCUGGUGUAGGUGGUGCAGGAGGAGUUGGAUCUCGAUAUGGAAAGGAUGGUGUCCCAGCUGGAGCUGGCAUAGCUGGUGCUGGUGUAGGUGGUGCAGGAGGAGCUGGGUCUCCAUAUGGAAAGGAUGGUCUCCCAGUUGGAGCUGGAUUUGGUGGUGCUGGUGUAGGUGGUGCAGGGGGAGUUGGAUCUCCAUAUGGAAAGGAUGGUCUCCCAGUUGGAGCUGGCAUAGCUGGUGCAGGGGGAGUUGGGUCUCCAUAUGGAAAGGAUGGUCUCCCAGUUGGACCGGGAUUUGGUGGUGCUGGUGUAGGUGGUGCAGGGGGAGUUGGAUCUCCAUAUGGAAAGGAUGGUCUCCCAGUUGGAGCUGGAUUUGGUGGUGCUGGUGUAGGUGGUGCAGGAGGAGUUGGAUCUCCAUAUGGGAAGGAUGGUCUCCCAGUUGGAGCUGGAUUUGGUGGUGCUGGUGUAGCUGGUGCAGGAGGAGUUGGAUCUCCAUAUGGGAAGGAUGGUCUCCCAGUUGGAGCUGGAUUUGGUGGUGCUGGUGUAGCUGGUGCAGGAGGAGUUGGAUCUCCAUAUGGGAAGGAUGGUCUCCCAGUUGGAGCUGGAUUUGGUGGUGCUGGUGUAGCUGGUGCAGGAGGAGUUGGAUCUCCAUAUGGGAAGGAUGGUCUCCCAGUUGGAGCUGGAUUUGGUGGUGCUGGUGUAGCUGGUGCAGGAGGACCUGGGUCUCCCUAUGGAAGGGAUGGUCUCCCCAUUGGAGCUGGCUUUGGUGGUGCUGGUGCAGGUGGUGCAGGGGGAGUUGGAUCUCCAUAUGGGAAGGAUGGUCUCCCCGUUGGAGCUGCCAUAGGUGGUGUUGGUGUACCUGGUGCAGGAGGAGUUGCGUCUUCAUACGGAAAGGAUGGUCUCCCAGUUGGAGCUGGAUUUGGUGGUGCUGGUGCAGGUGGUGCAGGAGGACCUGGGUCUCCCUAUGGAAGGGAUGGUCUCCCAGUUGGAGCUGCCAUAGGUGCUGCUGGUGUAGGUGGUGCAGGGGGAGUUGGGUCACCAUAUGGGAAGGAUGGUCUCCCAGUUGGAGCUGGCCUUGGUGGUGCUGGUGUAGGUGGUGCAGGAGGAGUUGGAUCUCCAUAUGGAAAGGAUGGUCUCCCAGUUGGAGCUGGAUUUGGUGGUGCUGGUGUAGCUGGUGCAGGAGGAGUUGGAUCUCCAUAUGGAAAGGAUGGUCUCCCAGUUGGAGCUGACCUUGGUGUUGCUGGUGUACCUGGUGCAGGAGGAGUUGGAUCUCCAUAUGGAAAGGAUGGUGUCCCAGUUGGAGCUGGCUUUGGUGCUGCUGGUGUAGGUGGUGCAGGAGGAGUUGGGUCUCCAUAUGGAAAGGAUGGUGUCCCAGCUGGAGCUGGUGUAGGUGGUGCUGGUGUAGCUGGUGCAGGGGGAGUUGGAUCUCCAUAUGGAAAGGAUGGUCUCCCAGUUGGAGCUGGAUUUGGUGGUGCUGGUGUAGCUGGUGCAGGAGGAGUUGGAUCUCCAUAUGGAAAGGAUGGUCUCCCAGCUGGAGCUGGCUUUGGUGCUGCUGGUGUAGGUGGUGCAGGAGGAGUUGGGUCUCCAUAUGGAAAGGAUGGUCUCCCAGCUGGAGCUGGCAUAGCUGGUGCUGGUGUAGGUGGUGCCGGGGGAGUUGGAUCUCCAUAUGGAAAGGAUGGUCUCCCAGCUGGAGCUGGCAUAGCUGGUGCUGGUGUAGGUGGUGCUGGGGGAGUUGGAUCUCCAUAUGGAAAGGAUGGUCUCCCAGUUGGGGCUGGCAUAGCUGGUGCUGGUGUAGGUGGUGCAGGAGGAGUUGGGUCUCCAUAUGGGAAGGAUGGUCUCCCAGUUGGAGCUGGCUUUGGUGGUGCUGGUGUAGGUGGUGCAGGGGGAGUUGGGUCUCCAUAUGGAAAGGAUGGUCUCCCAGUUGGAGCUGGCUUUGGUGGUGCUGGUGUAGGUGGUGCAGGGGGAGUUGGGUCCCCAUAUAGAAAGGAUGGUCUCCCAGUUGGAGCUGGCUUUGGUGGUGCUGGUGUAGCUGGUGCAGAGGUAGUAGGAUCUCUGUAUGGAAAGGCUGGUGUCCCACGUGUGGGUGCGGCAGGCUCUGGUGGUUUUCGUUUGGGAGGUGCAGAAGUAAUGGGGUCUCACCAUGGCAGGGAUUCUGUGCCUAGCAAAGCUGCAGGUUAUGCAGGUGGAGCAGGAAAUGUCUUUUCCUCAGAACUUGGUGGUGUAGGUAGAUCUGCAGUGAGGGAUACUGCAUCUCCCUAUGGCAAGGACAGUGUGUCAGCUGGAGCCAGGGCUGGUGUGGAUGGCAUUGGGAGUUUGAGAGGUGAUGAGAAGGGGUUACGUUCUGGAGGUGGUAAGGAAGAUGUGAUAGGUGCCGAUGGACGUGGGGGUGAAUAUGGGCUGGAUUCACGUCCUGGCAAGUCUUCUACUGGACGUGAAACCGGAAAGGGCACUGCCAGUGAUUUCAGAUCAGGGAGUAAAGGUUCAUCUGAUGACAGAGGUUCACUUUCACGUGAAGGAGCUGCCAGGGGUGGAGGCAGAGAUCUAGGGCAGUUACGGUCCCUUCAUGGCCCUAAAUCUGCCUUUGGAGGGGCAGCGAGUAAAUCCCUUAACAGAUUUGCUGGUGGGAGGAGUUCAGGUAGGUUUGGUCAAGGUUCAUUGGAUUAUGGUCAGAUGUCAGCUCAUUAUGGUGGACUUCCUUCGAUAAACCAGCGGAAAGAGGAACCCAGCCUUGAUUUUAAAACAAAUGAUUUCUUGAAGAACAUAGAAAGUGUGGAAAAAAGGCGACAUUAUUGCCUUGAUGAUCUGAAAGCGCCACGCUGUCAUGUCAACAAACAGCUACUGAAUGUCAGAGUCCUGAAAGGGGAACCAGCUGAGCUGUCUUGCACUGUCAGUAAAGAUGGAGUGACAGGAACCUGGUUUAAAGAUGGAUUGAAGUUAACCAGCAUGGAGGGAGUCUGCUUUAAAAAGGAAGGUCUAGUCCACAAACUGGUUAUUGACAAAGUGGAAGAUAUUCACGCUGGGAAGUACAGGUUUGAAAGUGGAGAUAUAAAAACCGAAGCUUCAAUUUUUGUUGAAGAUCCUCCACAGGUUGACAAAGUGCUCCUCAAAAACUUAACGAGUGUUCCUACUGUGGCCAAGGCAGGGCAGAACGUAACCAUCAAGAUCCCUUUUGAGGGCCGGCUGCCAAUCAGAGCAGCUUGGCUGAAGGACAAGAUGGAGCUAGCAGAUGACACAAGGAUCCGUGUUGAUAAAACAGACACCUUUACCAAGCUGUCCAUCUCCAGCAGCGAGAGAAAGGAUGCUGGGGAUUACAAAGUCAGGCUGAAGAAUGACAGUGGGGUCCUGGAGAUCAACUUAAAACUUGUGGUAUUUGACAAGCCCCAACCGCCUACAGGGCCCAUCAAAAUCGUGGAGAGCUCUGCAAACGACAUCACCAUUCAGUGGAAGCCCCCAAAGGAUGAUGGGGGCAAACCAGUGCAAAACUACAUCAUUGAGAGACAGCAGGUGGGCAAGGACGAGUGGGUGACUUUGGGAGAAAGCCCCAGGAGCUGCACCACCUUCACUACCAACAAAGUGGAGCAAGACAUGAGCUACUACUUCAGGGUGAGAGCUGUGAAUGCCGAGGGCACCAGCGAUGCGCUGGAAUCGGAGGAAGUGAAGGCUGUCAGUAAGGCUACGCCUGGUGCCCCAGAUCCCCCUGAGGUUGUCAGUGCCAGCAGAGACGCCAUCACAAUAUCCUGGAAAGCACCUCAGAAAAGCGGCAGUUCCCGAAUUGUGGGGUAUCUCGUUCAGAAGCGCAAGAAGGGUACCAUGACCUGGCUGCCAGUCAACAGCGUGCCUAUAGCAGACAAGAAGCUGGAGAUGACCAAUCUCAAGAAAGGUCUGCAGUAUGAGUUCCGCGUGGCAGCUGUCAAUGCUGCAGGCACAGGAGAUGCCAGUGAACCGUCAAAGCCUGUCUUUGCACGGGAUUCCACAAAAUCUCUAGGUCAAGUGCAGGACCUUCAAGUGAGCAGCAGUGACAGCUCUAGUAUCACCUUGACAUGGAAGAGACCUGAAACGAACGAUGGGAGUGAUGUGAAGGGCUAUGAAGUGGAAGUGCGGUCUUCUAACAACCUCAACUGGACCAAAUGCAAUGUUCUUCCCAUAGAGACAACCACUUACACAGUCAAAGGCCUCCAAGCCAAGGAGAUAUACUUCCUGCGUGUGAGAGCCCUCAAUGACAGUGGCCCAGGAGAAGCCGCAGAGCUUGAAGCUCUCCUUGGCCCUGCUCCCCCCGUCGUUCCUCCAAGGUUACUAAUAGAUGACACAGUGAAAAGCUUCCUGGUUAUAAAAGCAGGAAAUACCAUCCGAGUGAAUAUUCCCUUUGAAGGGUCUCCAGACCCAGUGGUGACCUGGUUAAAGGAUGGGCAUCCUCUUCCAAGCCAGGCUACAAUAAAAACCAAAGAUGAUACCACGCAGCUGCUGAUUGGAGCAGCUGAGUUCACUGACAGCGGCACCUACACCGUUGAGCUCCAGAAUGGGUUAGGGAAAAGAGAAACGUUCAGCUUCCAAGUUCAAGUUACAGAUAUCCCGCAAUCGCCUGGACCUAUUCAACUGCAAGAGAAUGUGCCAAACACAGUGACAGUCACCUGGGAGCCAUCAGCAUCCGAGAAAUGGGAGAGAGAUCUCUACUACACAGUCCUGAAACGUGAAUCACAGAAGGGCACAUGGCGUGUGGUGGGCGACCUGAUCUACACCAACAAGUUCACGUUCACCCGCCUGAUCCCAGGCCGGGACUACUACUUUAGAGUUGUGGCAAAAAACAACUUGGGAACCAGUGGUCCAUCUGAAACUGUGCAGCCUUGGCGAAUCCGGAAACCAAAGGCUGAGUUUCACAUCAAACCUCAGAAGUACAAGGGAGUUAAUCAAAACCAGCCCCCGAGGUUCCUUGUCCCGUUGAAGCCUCACGUGGUGACCACCGGCAGCGAGUGCCACAUGAGCUGUGCGGUUGGAGGCCAUCCAGCUCCAAAGAUCAACUGGUACAAGGACAGUAGAGACCUCUCCACUGAUCCCACCUAUUUUUGCACGAACGACUUUGGAGUCUGCUCCCUGGUCAUCCUGGGUGUCACGAAACAGGAUGAAGGAGAAUAUAUGGUAGAAGCCACCAACGAAUCGGGCUGUGCGUUCAGCAAAGCCUUCCUCACUAUUAAAGACUCCACCCUGUAGCAUGACCUUCCUGAGACCAUCCCUGCACUGCUGUGUAAAUAUGAAGGGUUUUAUUGAGAACUGGUCUACACAAAGGCUAUGUCUUUCUUUGCAGAUGUGUGUUAUAGUCCGAGUGCUUUCGUUUUCAGAUCCAGUAGUUACAUUUGGAACAUGAUGCUGCACUGUAGCCAAAAUUGGGGGAAAAAGCAUUAAAAGAAUUGUAUCUCUUUGUAAUGAUCAUGGCUUUCCACUAGACCUUUAAAGCACAGUUAGAAGCUUCAGGAGCACAGAAGAUGAGAGGAAAAAUAGUUGGCCAAAAUGAAACUUUCCAAGGAGAACAAAGGUGGGAGAGAUCAUUCUGCCACCCCACUCACCUGUUGGCAGGCUGCAGCAAGAGUAUUUCUUGACACCAAAGAUCAAUGAAGCCUUUUAGUGCGUGAUUUUCUAAUCCAAAGCAAUCGUAUCAGUUUCCAUGUAAUUCUCAGCAGGUUUCCUAAUUGUGUUCUGCAUUUAUUCCACCGCCAGUAGCAGCCAAGUCUUUUAUUUUCCUUAACCUCUAAGCUGAAACCAGGAUCUGCCUGCUAGUUUUAUCUGGGCUAUAAAGGGAUGCAUCCUCAGAUUGGCCAACAUGGGGUAGUGCUACUCCCAGCAAAAAUUCAUUGAUGGGAAUGAUUGGAAACCUAGAAUCAAUUGUAUUUGUGUGUGCAGAUCAAUGCUGUACUUAGAAAAUCUACUAUAGCAAGUGCUGUAAACCAGGAUGUAUCUGUCCUAAACCAUCACCUUUGAAACAGAACUGCCCCUACCUCAUGUCCUUGCUGGAAUGUUUUUGCCUAAUGCAAAAAGAGGUUCAAAAUCUUCCAUGUUUGACCAGAAAGACGAGGUACCACCAGAGAUCUUCUGCCAUGGCUGGGGAAUUCCACCACUGAGUGGAGGAGGAGACUGGAAAGCACAAAUGUUAUGAGGACUGUACGAACAUACAGCCCUGGAGCCUUAGCACCAAAGGAACUUUGACAGCAUCUAGACAACAGGAGAGCGUAGAUCAAAGACUCAAAGGCACUGGAUCCUCAGACCCAGUCAAACAUUUAUGUGGGGCUGAAAUGUUCUUUCUGCUGCUAUUUUGUACGAUGUUGUAGACAAAGCAACAGUAGAUUAUGAAAUUAAACCAUAAUUCAGGCAAUUGCA